GGUGUAUAAGGUGUCCUUGGAUAGCCUUUGAAGUCUAUUUUCAUAAUUGAGUGGUCUCUGUUCGAGAGGAGAGAGUAGUCAUCCAAAAAUCGAUCUGAAGCGAGCAGUGGUCUGUGAACUCGAGCUGUGAGAGUGCUGAGACUGUUUGGUUGAUAUCUCGAGUUUUACCAAUCCAAUUAAGGCGUGUGAGAUACCAAAAGAAAGCUCUCAAGACGAGGAAUCCGUGAAGGUCUGGUUUGCAUCAAUCGGAGUAGAGGAAGGCUUCCAAAUCGUCCGAGCAGAACGCGACCUCGCAGGGACAGAUUUACUCUUCUAAGAAUCGAGUUAGCCGGAAAACACCCGUUCUAGGGGCUGUUUUCGUAUCAACGAUUAGGAGUUGAAAUAGCAACUUGAGGAAGCUGUUUAACACCCAUUUUCAAGCAAGGAACCAGCUCUCAAUAUUCCUUGGCCGAGGCUUUGGUCAUUGGAUCGAGAAGGAAGGUUUUAAAGCUCAUUUGAGGUUGAGGCUAGAGCUUGCUUCCUGUGCUCGUUGCUCGAGAGAUCAUCUAGGAGGGAAGACUUGGUUCGUGCUUCCUCCAUUCGUUUUUUAAACAUUAAUAAACAUGCUCAUGGAUAUUUUACUAUGGAGCCUGCGUGCUCAUGAAAUGCCUUGUGUGGCCCUUUUGUUUUAAACAAUGUUUCCGUUGCGUUAUGAAUUACUUAUUAUGUUUGUUUAUGGAUGUAUGUGUGUGAAUGAUAUUCAAGACGCCUUGUAUAAUAUGAAUGUGUUGGACUGCGGUUGACUAUUCGUAUUGUACGGCGGGUUGUUGACGUGUCCGGAUAGGUCCGGGGCGUGACACAGGUAAGCGCAAAUAGGAUGAUUGGUGGCCACUGAAGGUUAUACAAUUAUAUUGGCUUUUCAAAACUUAGCUUCUGGUUGCGCUGAGUAAGAACUCAUUCUCUAAGAUGCGGCUCAUUUCUCAAAAGAGGAAAGAGAUCAACUCAACGGCAACUUCAACACACAAAAAUGCUAGAGUGACAACGACAGAUAUGCCGCCCACACUAAAGACACAAGUUUCAAAUAGUAAACCGUCUAAUAGCAUAUUUGUAUCUCCACUGUCCCCAAGAAACUCAUUAUAAUCUAAGAGGUGUACUGCUCCCACACCUCAAAGAAACCAGUCCAUCAACAACUUCAUGUUUCCCACUCAAGAAGUUAGAAACUAGUCAAACUCAACUUUUCUAAGAUCAAAUAUUCCGAUUGGUAUUGCUCCUAAAAGUAAGAUCGCACAGGCCACUACACAUCCCACCAGUUCUUCCAGAGCUGCACACAACAAUACUCCUGGGCAGAGAGAUAAUGAUGAGGCAUUAAGUGGUGAAGCAAAUGAUUGUAUCUCCUCACCGAGGACCACCAGCCAGGCUCUAACACGAGGUCCAUGCAAACAGAUUAAAAAUUCAUGUAUGGUGUUGACGACGAGACAAAGAUUAAAAGUUGUAUACAAUAGAGUGACUAAGCGUGCAACUAGUGUGGAGAUGCAUAGUCUACUAGUUCAUGACAUUGGAGCUAUUGUGAGGACACAUUGCCCAAUGGAUACGUGAUACUGGAGUACGAUUUCUUCUAACACGAUGACAAACCUCAUAGAUGAGAUAACCACAAACUUUGAUGUGGAUCUACAAGACAAGGAAAUGAAGGAUUAUAUCUCUAGGCUUUAUGCUGGAAGGUACAUAUAAUUCAAGGCUCAACUGAGUAAAUAUUUCAAGUCAUGCAAAACACUUGAAAACGCACUUGAAACACCCCAUCUAGGGAUGCAAGAUAGAAGUCCAGAUGAGUGGACCAAGUUGUGUGAACAUUUCCUUUCCGAGAAAUUUAUGAAAUCCUCCACAGCAAACACAAGCAACCGUUCUAAGAAAAAAUACAACCACUGCACUGGUUCUCGUCCCAUUGCAUACAUUGUAGAGGAAAUGGCAGCGGUAAUUAAGUUUUUUGGUGCUUUAAGGGCGGUUCUAAAUUUCCUGAAGUUGACACAUUUGAAUACACUUACACCGGAAAAGAUAAGUCUUGGAAGAGCGAUGAAGAUAAGGCUCAACAUGAUAAAAUGAUAGAAAAAACAGAUGAAUAUCUCUUGGAUGUGAUAAGAGAGAAGCAACUUCCUGAGGAUACUCCUUUAGAAGAGGUACCUGUUGAUAAUGCAGACGCAAGACUUAAUAUUAUGGUAUACGUUCUAGGUGUAAAGCCAGGAUGCCGAAUUCGUGGAUUAGGAGAUGGAAGUCUUCGGGAUACCAAUUUACAACAAAAGCGUAUAGAGAAUGAGUUAGCCAUUGAACGUGCUGCAAGAAAAGGUGCUGAAAUGGACCGAUUAGAGACAAAGAAAAGGUUACAUGAAAGAGUAAAGGUUAUAGGAAAACAGUUCAACUUAACAUUGGAUGCAUGGUGCGCUUCUCUACAAAAGUCGUAUAGUAAUGUUCCAGGCUUCAUUCUACCACCUUUUACGGCACUAUCAGUUGAUGUGGAUGAUGAAGUUGAAGAUGAAUCAUAUGAUCUCUGAUUAGGAUAGUCAUGGUCAGGAGUGGUUAUUUUUGUGAUAUUGGAAUAUUUUAUUGUAGACUAAUUCAAUACUUUUAAGGAUGUACCUUUUGUCUUUCAUAAUGAAAGAAUGAAGAUAAGUGUAUCUAUUGUUUUUUUGUACCUGUCUCG
Messenger RNA from Cuscuta epithymum, 2671 nucleotides. Lineage: Eukaryota; Viridiplantae; Streptophyta; Magnoliopsida; Solanales; Convolvulaceae. The record is from the annotation of a GenBank genome assembly.